This is a messenger RNA of Armigeres subalbatus, 7572 nucleotides long. RefSeq names its product dual specificity calcium/calmodulin-dependent 3',5'-cyclic nucleotide phosphodiesterase 1-like. The record is from RefSeq and is a predicted model, not a curated record. Gene Ontology annotation, molecular function: 3',5'-cyclic-AMP phosphodiesterase activity; calmodulin-activated 3',5'-cyclic-GMP phosphodiesterase activity. Gene Ontology annotation, biological process: signal transduction. The transcript has 9 exons. The coding region runs from base 2317 to 5280 and encodes 987 amino acids. Lineage: Eukaryota; Metazoa; Arthropoda; Insecta; Diptera; Culicidae.
GAUCCGUGUGGAUGCCAGUUUACUAAUAGAGGGCACUGAGUUCGCGCGCGCGUUAGUUGUCGACCCUAUGCUACGGGGUUGUGUUUCCUGUUUCCAGUGAAUGUGGGGCAUGCUCAAGAUCCUGCUAGGGGAUGUCUCAUUAGAAAUAGAUUAGCCACGGGAAGCACAUUAGUGCGAGUGCAUCGGUACCGCACAAUCGAGUGAAAGUUGAACCUCACUUGUGCCGGAUCUUAUCGAGUCCGUUGUGUAGUGUUUGAUUUGGUCCGGAAAAACAAGAUAAGACCUCGUUUGCGUUAUCAACGUCAUCGGAUAUCGAUGACGACGGCACGCGUUCCAUCAAGUGAACGAGUCGUAAUUAUGUGAACCACUCAAGAACCUGUCCGUCACUCGACGGCAUAAAAGGAAAACCGGAGGGCGUACGUACACAAAAUGCUCCACAAACGUUGAAAUCGAAAGUGUUUGUAAAAAGGAUAGACUUUGCACAGUGAUUAGUAAGCGAUUCGAUCAUCUCGCGGCCGCGAAAAACACUCCCAUAUAGGAGUGUAUAUCUAUUUGGGGAGGAGGGCUCAGAAAACUGCCCGGAGCCAAUGAAAAAGCAAUUUCGUAGAAAUUAGCUCCCAUUAAUUUAAAGUGAUGCCGAGAGGUUCCCCGCCAGUCCUGUAUCGUACGCAGACUCUCGGUCAUUCAGUGUGAGCCGGCGCGAUAUCGGCAGCAACUGUCGGCGAUCCAUUGAUCAAAAGUGUGUCUGGUGUCGCGCGCGCGAUUCAAGUGUUCGGCCUGGUCGCAACCUCAAAGUGCUUUGAAAAAUCUGAAGCAUCAAUAUCGAUUUCCAAAUAAAGACCCUCCCCUUGCAUCUGGAGCCAAGAAUCAGUAGUUGCUGGAGAAUUCGUGUAUCGUAGAGUGAAGAAAUUGAUCACCAGUGAGUGUGCGUCGUCUGCCAACCGAUCCAAUUUAAUCGAAUUAUAAAACGAGAAUCGCGUAAAUAUUGAUGAAGGUGAGCUGUCGACUGUGGUCGUCGCCGUCAGCUACGUCGCCUAAAGCGUGAUCCGUUGAUGUAGUGAAAGGAAAAUGCAGCAAAUUAUCUUUUAAAUUGUUUACAAAAGUUCGGAUACCAGCGCCCCAUCGCCGUCAUUGUCAUCAGGUGUAUCGAUCUCAACCCAUCAAGCCAAGUCAACGCAUCCUGCCGAUUUUCCCCCAAAAUCAUCGAAGUGCAAAACCCAAAUCCCGCGUCCGUGUUCGCGUCGUCGUCGCGUCCAACAAGUACCUAACCGAUCGACCAAUUUUUCGCGUAAUCAUUCGUAAUUAACCCGUCCGUCCGAAAACUCUGCUGCUGGCUGCUAUUAAUCACGGAGUUCCCUUAGCUGGUCGAAUUCCGCCACACCCGACAGCGUAUCGUUUGCUGUAACAAAAAGUGGACGAAUGUCAGCACCCCAUCCAUCGUCGUCCUCGCCCGCCGUUCAGAAGAAGCAAGAAGAGAGAGAUUUCAAUUAAGCUGUUAAUUAAUUUACCAUAAUUAUAUUGGAUGUUUAAAUUUUCAACUCGUUCCUUCGGGCCGUUCCACUGCAUAUCUGAGGCAAUGUGAAACCAUCCGACCACCACGUGUACAGACUGAAGCUGCUAGUCGCGUGUGGGGAGGUCUGCUGACAGCCGCCCACUUCCAAUGAAGCAUGGAAAAACAAGUAGCCUUGAUUGUGGGGCAGCGGCAUUCAACGGCCGGGAAAACAACAACAGCCUGAAGGUGCGCAACUCGCUGGUCCGUGAAUAAAACAAGUCCCACUCUCGGGAAGAAAAUGCAGUCAGGUGAAAUUGCAUUAGGAAAAACAUCCUUCGGUUCCGCGUAGUAAAAGAAACGUGACUCCCACACAUUGUCGUCGUUGGGCCGGGAAUUCGUUCUCCAAGUGGCCCUGCUGUUGCCUACGAAGAUAGUUCCGAGGAAAGUCAAUUAAUGAAGAUUGGAAUGACUUUUGUGUAAAAUAGAAUUAGGUUCUCAAAGUUUUAAAAGCUUUAUUCUGCGAUAAUCAAAAGUGUGUAUAACGAAAAAGUUUGUCCUAGGCCAAAUGUUAUAGAGGAAAUGUGUAGUUAUUGAAGAUGUUUCAGUAACGAAGAUCUAUGGCGAAGAAGCGAACGAUGUGCAGAUAAGCGAUUCUAAGUGGGUAAAUAAAAACAAAGUGAAAAAAUAACAUCCGUGCGAAUUGGUCUCGUUCCACCCAUUUUUCCCGUUUGUGUAUACUGUGCCAACGAUCGAUAUAUAAGCCAUCGGAGAUUAGGGUAGAAACUUUUCCACCCUCGCAGCAGCAUCACCAGCGUCGUUGAAAAAUGGCCGAAUCUAGCGGUAGCGGCAGCAGCAGUGAUGAAGAGCUAGCUCAGGCUGCCGCUACGGCUUCGAGCAUGUCCUCGUCUAGGGCCGGAUCUGCUCCGGUGAAGAUGGUCCCUUCGAAUCGAGAACGUGGCCCGGCCCGUUGUCACGAGUGCUACGGUGACUGCAUCGACUGUAGCGUCGUCUGCUGCAAAGAUACGGUGCACAAGUGUCACUCGGAUUCGCUGAGCGGAAGGAUUAUUACGGGCAAAAACUUGCUGACCCGUUCGCUGCGAUAUGCGCCUGGUCCGGCAACCAGGAAGUGUGUCCUCACGCUGGAUGGAUACUCGUACGUUAUCGUGGCUAGUUCGCCCGAGAACAAAUUUACCAAAGAUGAUCUAGCCGCGGUAGCUCCACGUGAACAGUCACCCUGCUACGACGCCACGUGUCAAGGUUCCGCCUCCGGCUACGGUGCAUGCUCGUCCGCCGGGACCCAAUCGCAACCACUGCAGCGGCAAUCACCAGUGCAGCAGCAAUCACCCCUGCAGCUGCAACAGCAGCCGAGGCCCCCAUCGUCGUCCGGCUGUCUACCGCACCAUCAUCAUCAUCACCAUCACCACCAUCAUCACUGUCAUCAGACAGCGCCGCCCGCCGCCCAGGGGCCAUCCUUCGCCGACUGUAGCCCACGUAAUGGACAACUGGCAAAACAAGGCAGUCUGACGAUUGUGAGGCGCACCAACAGUCGGAAAAACACGCACAUCCUGCAGCAGCAGCUUCAGCAAGAGCCACUCGAAUCUGACACUGACCAGCAGCAACUGCAAGAGGAGGACUACUCCCAGGAGCAGCAGCAGCCUCUUUCGGAAAGUGAACUCGCGUUCGUCAACAGUCAGCUCAGCCGGGAGCUCGAAAGUAUGCAACCAACAGCCGGGUCCGGGUCCGGGUCGCCGCCGUCCAGCGCCGUCGUGCACCGCGCCGAUACGCUCACCGGGGAUGAGUUGGAGAAUGUUGACUUGGCCACAGACAAUCUACCAGCGGUCGAUACACCAGAUGCAUGUGAUAAAGCCGCACUAAGACUUCGCUGUCUUUUGCGGCAACUGCAGCGUGGCGAAAUUUCCGCCGAGCUGCUGCAGAAAAACCUUCAUUACGCCGCGCGCGUACUUGAAGCGGUUUUCAUCGACGAGACAAAUCAAGAGGAUGGCAGUGGUGUUAACACAGCAAACAGUGGUGGCGGUUGUGGUGCUGGUGGUGGUGGUGGUGGUCCUAAAGCUAACAACGUCGGUACCAUAGGAGACAGUAGCAACGUCAGCAAUGCCACCAGUAAGGAGCCCCGGCGGGGCGUCACGACUUCGGCCCCGCCCACCCACAGUGGUCCCACUGGACCACCGAUCGGAAAAACCGUCAUACAGAGGCGAAAACUACGCGCACCGGUUUGGGCCAGACGCCUAGCUGACGAGGACGAUGAACUGUCGGAGGUGCAACCGGAUGCCGUACCGCCGGAGGUGCGGGAAUGGUUGGCGUCGACUUUCACCCGCCAGCUCGCAACCACCCGGAAACGGUCGGACGAGAAGCCCAAGUUCCGCUCGGUGGCCCACGCCAUCCGGGCGGGCAUAUUCGUCGAUCGGAUCUACCGACGCAUCUCCAGUACGGCGCUGAUGCAGUUCCCGCCGGAAGUGGUGAAGGUGCUGAAGUGUCUGGACGACUGGUCGUUCGAUGUGUUUGCCUUGGCCGACGCUGGCAACUGCCAACCGGUCAAGUACCUGGGCUACGAUCUGCUCAACCGAUACGGUAGCAUCCACAAGUUCAAGAUUCCGCCGGCCAUGCUGGAAACGUUCCUAUCGCGCAUCGAGGAGGGCUACUGUCGCUUUCGCAAUCCAUACCACAACAACCUGCAUGCCGCCGAUGUCGCACAAACCGUACACCACAUCCUCUGUCAGACGGGGAUGAUGCACUGGCUAACCGAUCUCGAGAUCUUCGCCACGCUGCUAGCGGCCUUAAUUCACGACUACGAGCACACGGGGACGACCAAUAAUUUCCACGUGAUGUCCGGAUCGGAUACAGCGAUGCUGUACAACGAUCGUGCCGUGUUAGAGAACCAUCACAUCAGUGCAGCGUUCCGGGUGCUGAAAGAGGACGACUGUAACGUGCUGCAGAAUCUCUCGAAGGAAGAGUACCGCGAGCUGCGGUCGCUGAUCAUUGACAUGGUACUCGCGACCGAUAUGUCGUUCCACUUUCAGCAACUGAAGAACAUGCGCAACCUGCUAACGCUGGCCGAGCCACAGGUGGACAAGUCCAAGGCGCUCUCGCUGGUGCUGCAUUGUUGUGAUAUUUCUCAUCCGGCCAAACGCUGGGACAUCCAUCACAAGUGGACAAUGCUACUGCUCGAGGAGUUCUUCCGGCAGGGCGAUCUCGAGCAGGAACUCGGGCUCCCCUUCAGUCCGCUCUGCGAUCGAAACAAUACGCUGGUGGCGGAGUCUCAGAUCGGUUUUAUCGAAUUUAUCGUCGAGCCCAGUAUGGCUGUGUGUGCCGAUAUGUUAGAGAUAGUCUUAGCACCGAUAGCACCAAUCGCAAUGAAUAGUAGUAAUAGCAAGAAUAACAAUAACAAUAAUACUAGCAUUAAAGGAAACAAUACUCUAAGUGUACCGAACAACAACAACAGUAGUAGCCACAAUAAUACAAGCAAUGAAGCAAUAACUAAUAACGGCGGCAACGGGGGUGGUAGCGGAGAAACAGGUACCGGUGGCGACAAGCCGAAGCCGAAACCGGACGUGAAGAAUGGCGCGAAACCGGAUCGGUUCGAGAUCAAGAAACCGUGGAUCACUUGUCUGGCGGAGAACAAGAAAAUUUGGAAGGAACAAGCGCAGAGAGAUGCCGAAGCUAGAGCGGCUGCAGCUGCUGCAGAAGCCGCUGCUAAUGCCGCAGAGCAACAAACUACUGAGGACGUCCCGGAGACGGACCAGGAGCCACAAGAAGACAGCAAGGAAUAGAUGGUUUUCUACAGCAUCCUAUUGACAUAACAAUAGGGCAGCCACUAUACAACUAACUACUGUAACAAACUAUUACUACCACAACUAGUAGUGCUAGUACCAGACACAAACAUACAUAGCCACAGAUACUUUUCUAUUGCAAAAUGCCCUCGAAAACCGGAUCAAAUAACGAAACCGCAGAUAGAUCAGUAAAUCCAAACCACCCACAUAGACGAGUAGUAGUCUUUUAAUGGUAUUUUUGUGCGCGUAAAAAAAUCAAGCCAACGGAGACACCCGGAGCACUCCGGGUCUCUGUUGUCACAAUCUUUCACAAGGAAACUAGUAGUCUAAAGCCAGCAAACAGUAGGAUGACCCUAUUAAAAAAAGAAAAUAUUAAAAAAGAAGAUACACUCAUAUUUCGAUAAAUGUUAUUAGGAGAGAACAAUCUAAACAAAGAGUCUAAUAGCAUAAUAAAACAGAAAAAAAAACUAAGCAAAGAUGAAGAAAUGACAAAGUAUUUACAAUCUCUAUCCAUACAGCUUACACACAAUAACAUGACUAACACAACCCACAAUCAAAUACACACAUAUUCAUAUAUUAUAGCAAAUGCAAAGAAAAAAGGCAACUUAGAACCCACAAAAGGAUGGAUUAAAUAAUCGAUUUCGCUCCACACCACUCAUGCUAUCAAGUCCUACUGUUCGAUUGUCAUCCUAAAGUUUGAGUCGAUUGAACCGAAAACUUUGGAAAGCCGAUUUAAGUCAAGCAGGAAUUGAAAUAUGAAAAGUGAGCGUUUCAUUCAGACGAUUCAAGUCACUUUUUCCGCAUUAUACAUCUCCGAGAUUCCCACUGAAACGCUUAUUAACUAUGUCCAAUGAUUCCAAGGUCAAAUUUUCGGAAGACACUCAGAACGUGAACGGUGUGGUACAAAAUCGAUUUGUUGACCCACCGUAACCCACAUGCUCUCUAUUUUCAACCGUGUAAUUCAGCAAACUUUCUGUGAACCCUACAAAUAAAGAUAAACUUUUGUGCACAGUACAUUGAUUGAUGACUUUGUAUCGAAUCGAAUCGGAAAAUCACUCUUUUUUAUUUUUCUUUAAAAAUGCAGCUACUUCAUUGCCAUUCUUCGCGGCGACCAACUCAAAUCCCAUUCGAUGGUAUAAUACAUAAUGAACCAUAAAAUAUGAGCUAUAUAAUUGAAUAAAAGCAAACAUGAAACCGCACAGAAGUACACUCUACUGCAAACGGAAUUCCGAUAAUUAAGGCUUACAAUCGUGUUGUUUUUUUUUAUUAUCCUGUUCCUAUCUCGUGCUUGUGCUCUUCGCAACGCCGGUUCCAUCCUUAUAACGAAGAGAAAGUUUCCCAGUAUGCAAAGCUGCAUUAUGAGAACUGCUUCCAUUACUCACCACGACUAUACCGUUAAUGGGGAUUAAAUAAGAGGGAGCUAUAACCGUACGGGACAAGAUGAGUCUUCUUGGACCAUCGAUGACCAUUGACGAUAGCAUUUCAAACAUGCAAAGGUAGUGGAGUAUUUAGCAUUUGGAGCAAAAAUCCUGGGAAUUGAUUUAUCACAUAGAUAGAAAAUUCAAAAUUAAUCCCCCACCCCCUUUGCUCUGCUAAAAAAAACAUUGAAUCUGCAAAGAGUUAACUUGAGGAGAAUAUUUCCUUUUUAAUUAGACUACUCCAGCUUAGCCUAUUUUACUGGUGAUGGGGGCACAAUUAGGGGGAGUGCACGAAGAACAGCAUUACGUUGGGCAGGCCUAUUCGCUAAGAGGAUUACGUGUCUGGGCGUUCUUAGGCUUCCAGUAAUGGUCGAUGCUUGUAAAAUAUUAAUCACAACUGGAAGUGGGGAUAGCUUAUGUCGGUAUUGAUUUUUGCCACGAGUGGAUUCAUCGUGGGACAUUUUCGAACAGUUAUGUUUGAUAUGCACUGUGUUGUUGCAUUACGCUCUCUCAAGCGGUUUUGUGAUAUUUCGUGUGUAUUGCAUUACGUGCAAUGGAGCAAAAGAAGAACAGACAGAAACAUUUUUUGUCGUGAUUUUGUUGUACAUUUUUAGUAUUUUUUCAAAGGUACAAAUUAAGAGAUCCAUUUGACCCAAAGUGUUGGAAAAAUCAAACUACUAGCUUCCGUUUGAAGAGCUAAAACUAAAAAGUAACUUAGAUGUUAGAAACCUGUAAUGAGUUUCACAUUCACUACAUGAUUUAUUACUUAAUCAUUUAAACAUUUUUUCAUACAGAUGUUCAAUCUUAUCACUACAUUAUUUCCCAAUUAAAUUUCGUUUAUUCAUUUCCAUACAUUCCGCCAAAGCUGGUCAUU